Molecule: messenger RNA, 3483 nt
Organism: Petromyzon marinus (sea lamprey)
Lineage: Eukaryota; Metazoa; Chordata; Hyperoartia; Petromyzontiformes; Petromyzontidae
Biological process (GO): developmental process; regulation of transcription by RNA polymerase II
Molecular function (GO): DNA-binding transcription factor activity, RNA polymerase II-specific; RNA polymerase II transcription regulatory region sequence-specific DNA binding; protein dimerization activity
Source: RefSeq, a predicted model, not a curated record
GACCAGGCCGGCCGAGUAGGCGUUCCGACGCCGCAGGGGGAAGCGACUUUUUUGGCUUCCUCGAAAAAAAAUUGUCCCGAGAUCUCUCUGAAAAUUCUGCUCCUUUCUUCACGCGUCUCGCUUUCUGAGCUUGUAAAGAAGUCUCUCUCUCGCUCUCUCUCCCUCUCCCUGUGUGUAUUUUUGUAAAGAAGUCUCUCUCUCGCUCUCUCUCCCUCUCCCUGUGUGUAUUUUUUUUCUUGUUUAAAAUAAUUUAUUUCUUAGAUUUUUUGUUGUUGUUGGUGUCGGCCGACGUCAGUGCAAGAGGGGUGUGUCAGGCCAGCCGAAGCCAGGGUCUCAAAUCCAAGGGGGACUUCGAGGCGAGGGAGAAGACGAUAUUUGCGACAAUAUCGGAGCAACUCGCGAGGGAGUUGGCCGGCGGGAGGGAGGCAGAGAAGAGUGUUGGAGGCGUUCCGGGAGAGACAGACAGAGAGAGAUGACUCUUGACCAUCCAGCCAAGCCUGCGUUGGAAUUCUAAGCGUCCACACAACUCUUGGGAUUCUCGCCAGAAUUUUUUAAAAUGUUGUGUUUGUAUACAGUAUACAUAUUCCUUCCCAGCCUGCCUCCUCUCCCACCCCACACCGCCACCCUCCCGCUCUAACCCCCCCCCCCACCCCCCCCAAUCAUCCUCAAACCCCGUACUCACCGCUCCUCCAUCCUAUUUGCAUCCUCGUUCAAAAUUGAACAGAGCGACUUCGACGCCAGUAAAUAGAACACACCACUGAUAAUGAUGCCACCGCUGCUGCUAGCUGCUAGCGCGUCCGAUUAAUGCGGAGGGGGGAGGUGGCGAAGGUCGAGGAGGAGGAGGAGGUGGGGUGAGACGUGAAUCAGAGGCGCGGUUGAGAGAGAGAGAGAGAAGGAGAGAGCCCUUUGCGCAUUUACAGAGUGGCGUGCAAGAAGGAGAUCGUCGUCGUCGUCGUCAUCAUCACCGGGCGAGCGGAUGAGGCAUCUCCACACCAUCUCUUUCGUAACCCUUCAAACUCCACCGCACGCGCACGUGUCCUCUCGCUUGAGUUGCUCGAGAGGUCCCGAUCGACUUCUCGUUUUGAGUAAAAAAAAAUCCACCGCGAGACGAACGACGACGAGAAAGUUUCCCCGCGCAAGUUUGUAGACGAGCGAACCCCAAGCGACUCGUGCCACGGAAGUUUCCCCGCGGCUUGCCGCGACUCGAGGCCCGCCUCGACCCCCCCCCCCCCCCUCGUGCGCUUCCCUCCAACGGCGCCACGCGAUCGACGAGGGCCGUGACAGCCGCCACCGCCGCUGCCGACGCACGCGUUAAGUAACCCACGAGCGGAGUUGCUUUGCGCUUCUAUUAUUAGCCAUGGGUCUUUCUUCGCUCCUCGUUGUAUCAUCGUCGCAAUCAGCAGCAGCAGCAGCGUCGUCAUCCUCGCCGCUACUUCCACCACCGCUACUGCUACAACUGCCGCUGCUGCACGUCUGACAAAGUUCCGAGCGACCCGAGGAACCGCGGGUGGGUUGACGCGCGUGAGACGCUCGCUCGCUCGUUCGCUCGUACGAACACUGGACACGUGCCGCAGCAACAACAACAAAAACAGCAACAGCAGCAGCAACAGCAGCAGCAACAGCAACAGCCGCUACAAUCAUCAUCCGCCGUCCCCGCGGCUCACGAUGAGCGUCGCUGGCGGCUUCUCGCACCCGGCGUCCGUGCUGCCUCGCGAGGCGAUAUACGGAGGCUUCGCGCCCGCCGCUCGCCUCGCUCUGCAGGGCCACCCAUCGCCCCCGUUGCCCGCGCCCUCCUACCUGCACUCGUGGCUGCUCGGACACCCGGGCGGCGGUGGAGGCGCCGAGUACUCGUCGGGACCGCCUGCUGUCCUGCAGCAGUUGCAGCAGGAGCAGCUGCAGCUGCAGUUGAUUCCGCAGCAGCAGCAGCAACAACAUUCACGAAUCGCGCAGCAGCAGCAGCACAGCACGACCGUGACGACGCACAGCUGCGUGUACGGCUCAAGCCCUGAGCGGCCAGACUUGGACAGCCAACAACACCAUCAUCAUCACCAUCACCACCACCACCAUCAUCCGCAGCAGCAGCAGCAACAGCAUCAUCAUGAACAGCACCAGCAUCAUCAGCACUCGCAGCAUCCGCAACAUCAACAGCAGCAGCAGCAGCACGGGGAGGCGCUUCUGCAACAGGAGGGAGGGGAGCCGUCCCUGCUGCAGGCCGCGGGUCCUUACUGCCCGCCCGUGAAGCGGCGAGGAACCGCAAAUCGCAAGGAGCGGCGGAGGACAUUGAGCAUCAACAGCGCCUUCGCCGAGCUACGGGACUGCAUUCCCAACGUGCCGGCCGACACGAAGCUGUCCAAGAUCAAGACCCUGCGGCUGGCCACCAGCUACAUCGCCUACCUCAUGGAGGUGCUGGCUCGGGGGCCCUCCUCGGCCGGCGAGAACGCGGCAGACGCCCCAGCGUUCCGUGCCGAGCUGCGGCGAGCGGACGGCAGGGACGAGCGCAGGCGGAGACAGCUGCAGGACGAGAUAAAGCGCGGCGCGGCGAGCAGCGCCGAGAGGAAGAGCAAAGGGCGCACGGGGUGGCCUCAGCACGUGUGGGCACUCGAAUUCCAGUGACCCCCUACCCCCCUCCCACUACCACCACCCACCUUACCCCCCUCCCACCACCACCCACCCUACCCCCAUCGCCCCAACCCUGCCGCCCUACAGCAAAGCCAAGACAGAGACCACCAACCCCGCCCCCAACGCGUAGGGCUUUCGCGACCAAUAUUAUCCACGGUAAGCGAGGAGAGGCCAAGUACCGAGGUUCAGGUAUUCCUCGCCGCAUCUUGGCCGUGAGCUCGGCAAAUCGAACUCGGGUCGCAAACCGACCGCUCCGCACAGCCACACCGCCAGACUGCCCCCGCAUGGCCCCCAACAGACUGUUGGGGCCAGUGGCUGUGAGCCGGCACUGUGGCACACGCCACGACCAUAUGCGACAAUUACGACCACAACUGCGGUGUCACCACCGGCACCGCCACCGCCACGGUCGCCGCCUUCUCGUCUGCAGUGGUGCAUCAAGACCCACUGCGGCUCAGGUCUCCCAGCAGCAGCGGAAGCGGCUGUAGCGGCCAGUGACGUGGCUUGCUUUGAAGUGCGCAGGCGGUGCAACUGCGCCGGUGCCCCGCCGGCCACAUGGCCCCUGGAGAGACCCGAGAAGACGCUGGGGCUACGAAGAGUGGUGGGUGGGUUUGACGGGGGGGGGGGGGUGGGGGAUUUGGACACGUGCCCCCCCCCCCAUUUAAUUCCUUGCACCACGAACCCGCCCCCCAUGGCAAAAGGCAGCCUCACGAACUCCCCUGCUAAGGAAGGUCACGUGCACUGCACCCACCCCGCGCGCUGGUGGUGCGAGUAGGAGACGCGGCGGUGUGAAUACGCGUGCGUGUGUGUAAGUGUGUGUGUAAGUGUGUGUGUGUAAGUGCGUGUGUGUGAGUGUGUGUGUGUAAG